Messenger RNA from Orussus abietinus, 816 nucleotides. RefSeq names its product 60S ribosomal protein L10 (gene RpL10). The transcript is spliced from 4 exons. Gene Ontology annotation, cellular component: cytosolic large ribosomal subunit; ribosome. The record is from RefSeq and is a predicted model, not a curated record. Gene Ontology annotation, molecular function: structural constituent of ribosome. Bases 83 to 745 code for a protein of 220 amino acids. Gene Ontology annotation, biological process: ribosomal large subunit assembly; translation. NCBI's taxonomy places the organism in Eukaryota, Metazoa, Arthropoda, Insecta, Hymenoptera, Orussidae.
GGCUUGGAGUUGGCAACACUGUUCGUGACCAAGUUCGUUCCCUCCUGUUCCUUCCUAUUUACCUCGUUCGACGACGGACAAAAUGGGACGCCGUCCAGCGAGGUGUUAUCGCUAUUGUAAGAACAAGCCGUAUCCAAAGUCACGGUUUUGUCGUGGUGUGCCGGAUCCUAAGAUCCGCAUUUUCGACUUAGGGAAGAAGAAGGCAUCCGUUGAAGAUUUUCCACUAUGCGUGCAUUUAGUUUCAGACGAGUAUGAACAAUUGAGCUCUGAAGCUCUUGAAGCUGGACGUAUCUGUGCUAAUAAGUACAUGGUCAAGAAUGCUGGGAAAGAUCAGUUCCAUAUUCGAAUGCGAUUGCAUCCAUUCCAUGUCAUUCGCAUUAAUAAAAUGUUAUCGUGCGCUGGAGCUGAUAGGCUCCAAACUGGAAUGCGCGGUGCCUUUGGCAAGCCUCAAGGUACGGUAGCACGUGUACACAUUGGUCAGCCUAUUAUGAGCGUUCGUUCAUCUGACCGCCAUAAGGCGGCUGUGAUCGAGGCAUUGCGUCGUGCUAAGUUUAAGUUCCCUGGCCGUCAGAAGAUCUAUGUUUCCAAGAAGUGGGGCUUCACAAAGUACGACCGUGCAGAGUAUGAAAAACUUAAGGUGGAAGGACGUCUUGCACCCGAUGGUUGCAAUGUCAAAUAUCUUCCAGAGCAUGGACCUUUGGACCAAUGGAAAAAAUUCAGAGAAGUUUUUCAUGCAGCUGCAUAAAUGACAGUGAUUUCAUAUAUACAAUACUGGUUUCAAUAAAUUUGUAUUGAAUAAAAAUGGUACGCAAUAUA